Emiliania huxleyi CCMP1516 is the source of this 336-nucleotide messenger RNA. RefSeq lists its product as hypothetical. The transcript has 3 exons. The record is from RefSeq and is a predicted model, not a curated record. Lineage: Eukaryota; Haptophyta; Isochrysidales; Noelaerhabdaceae. The coding region runs from base 1 to 336 and encodes 111 amino acids.
AUGCCAAUGCAUCUGCGCCAUCGGCUCAUCACGCGGGACCACAGGCAUGCUGGAUCUGCGCCUCGUGGCCUGGUGCUAUGCGGCUCGAAGAGGCAGGCCGGUUCAGUGUGGCUCAUAACAAAGCUUUUGUGGCCGCAGUCGGCCAUGGGUGACAGGCAUUCGUUCAGUCAUGCGAACGUCGCGGGCCCCAGCUCCUCCCAGCUGGAGGACAUCCGCGCGAGCAUCACCGAGAACGCGGGCCAGAUCGCGGCAUGCGCUGAGCGCAUCGUGGCGGCCAUUGUCCCGGCUGCGAGUGAGCGGUCAGUCUCUGAGGACCGGAACUUCCCGGAAACUUAG